Molecule: messenger RNA, 1425 nt
Organism: Chaetomium globosum CBS 148.51
Lineage: Eukaryota; Fungi; Ascomycota; Sordariomycetes; Sordariales; Chaetomiaceae
Exons: 2
Coding region: 1-1425 (474 amino acids)
Biological process (GO): sphingolipid metabolic process
Molecular function (GO): glucosylceramidase activity
Source: RefSeq, a predicted model, not a curated record
AUGCAUUCCCUUUAUCUGGUAACCAUCCUCGGCCUCGCGCUGGGGAUGAAGGCAAUGAUAAUCGAACCCCGCCAAGCUACGGGUAUCACAGUUGACCUCGGGAAAACAUACCAAACCAUGGAUGGCUUCGGCACAUCGGAAGCUUUCCAGCGCGCCUUGACCAUGAAGCGACUCUCGGAAACGGAGCAGCGCAAGUUCUUGGACCUGAUGUUCAGCAUGGAUAAAGGGGCUGGACUUAGUAUCCUACGAAACGGAAUCGGAUCCUCCCCGGACAUGAGCGACGACCACAUGGUAUCGAUUCAACCGAGGAACCCCGGGGGUCCCAAUGCCGAACCUAAAUACGUCUGGGACGAGUCUGACAACGGCCAGCUGUGGGUAUCAACCGAGGCGGCGCACACAUAUGGCGUGAAGACAUUCUACGCAAAUGCCUGGAGUGCACCAGGGUACAUGAAGACGAAUGGGAACGAUGCCAACGGCGGUAGCUUGUGUGGCGUGUCGGGGGCGAGCUGCUCCAGCGGUGACUGGAAGCAGGCGUUUGCCAAUUACCUGGUACAGUACAUCAAGUACUACGCCGCCGCUAACGUCUCCAUCACCCACCUUGGCUUUCUUAACGAGCCUGAUUACACGACAUCGUAUGCGUCAAUGCGCUCUUCUGGAUCCCAGGCCGCCGACUUUAUCCAAGUCCUUCGGCCGACUCUUGACAGAAACGGCCUGGCUUCGGUAAUCAUAAACUGCUGUGACACGAUGGGAUGGACCGUGAUGAACAGCAUGUUGAGUCAGAUGGGCAGCACGCAGUCCAUCCUCGGCACCGUGACGGGACACAGCUACACGUCCAGCCCCACCUCCCAGCUGUCAACCAAACUCAAGACGUGGAUGACGGAGGGUGCCGACAACAACGGCGCGUGGACAUCAGCGUGGUACUCCAAUGGCGGCGCGGGAGAGGGCAUGACGUGGGCCAACAACAUCUACUCGGCCAUCACGGGCGGUAAUGUGUCGGCAUACCUAUACUGGAUCGGCGGGCAGGACCGUAGCAGCAACACCAACAGCAAAAUGAUCCGCGUCGUCAACAGGCAAGUUGACCCAUCCAAACGCCUGUGGGCAAUGGCCAACUGGAGUCGCUUCGUAAGACCAGGCGCUGUGCGUGUGGGGGCUUCAGGUAGCGGCGUGAGGACGACGGCUUUUCGUAACGUGGACGGGAUGGUCUCGGUUCAGGUUAUCAACAGUGGCGGUGAGCGGGCUGUGACUAUCACUGUUGGUGGUGGCGACUUUGUGGCUACCAAUGCCACGGCAUGGGUGACAGACAACACUAGGGAUUGCAACCCCAUUGCAGCUACAGUGGAUGCUACUGGGAAGGUCUCGGGAAGCGUGCCGUCGAGGAGCAUGGUCACGUUUGUGUUGCGCCCUGCUUCCGCGGCAAAGGUUUGA